UCUCGGCACUGUCCCUUUCUCCUUCCCUCUCGAUACUUGCCCCUUUCUCUCUCCCUCUCGGUCGCUGGCCAUUCCUCCCUCUCGGCACUGUCCCUUUCUCCUUCCCUCUCGAUACUUGUCCCUUUCUCUCUCCUUCUCGGUCGCUGUCCCUUCUCUCCUCCUUUCCUUUCGGUCGGUCCCAUCCUCCCUCCCUCUCAGGCCCACUCAAAAUGUAAUAUGCUGGAGUCCCGUAAUAAGAGGCGGGCUCACUGCAUUCUGUUUUCCUAAGAGCCUCAUGACGUAUGGCCCUUCAUAUCUCGCUCUGCCUAUUCCAUUAUAGCUUCUGCGAUAUCAGUUGGCAUUAUUAUCUUCCGCACCUUUUCUCUUUCUCCUCGCACAUCCACCGUAUCUCCCUCCCUGCCACUGGAUCUUAAUCUCCUUCUCCCUCUUCUCACGGGUCAUCUCCCUCACUCAUCUCCCACGUACCACUCCUGAUUAUCUCUCUCCAUCUCUUUCUCCUCCCCCCACGUCCCUCUGAAAACACUAACGACACAUUUCCUCCCGUGGGCGUGGACGGGACGGAAGCGGAGUUUACCAAGGCGCUGGAGGAGACGCAGAAGGAGGCGGUUUGGAAGAACUUCCCCUUGAGCGGGCCGAGCUUUGACAUGGCCCAAACCAAGAACAUCACCGUGCAGCUGGACAGGAUGGCGGUGCUCGGCUGCCGCAUCAAGUUCCUGCUGAGCAACAGUACGGUGUCGUGGAUAAGAAGGAGGGACCUGCGCGUGCUGACGGUGGGGCGCUUCACCUUCACCAAGGACGACCGCUUCAAGGCCAUCCACCAGCCCGGCUCGGAGGACUGGCUGCUCAAGAUACACUACGCCCAGCACCGCGACGCCGGGGCCUAUAUGUGCCAGACCUCCACCUCGCCGUCCCUUUCCACGGCCGUCUGGCUCACUGUUGUCGAAACUCGAGUGCUGGGCGGCCCGGACCUAGACGUCAAUUCUGGCUCCACCAUCAACCUGACCUGCAUCGUCAAGCAAAGCCCCGACCCGCCGCCCUUCAUCUCCUGGUACCACGAGAGGGAGCCCCUCACCUACGAUUCCCCCCGCGGCGGCAUCAAGGUGGUAAAGGAGCACGGGCCGACCUCCUCCUCCUCCAGGGUCCUCAUCCAUCGCGCCACCCCGAAGGACGCCGGCCGCUACGCCUGCCACACCGCCAACUCGGAGCCCCACCACAUCGUCGUGCACAUCGUACACAACCCGGCAGGCAUCCACCACAAGAAUGGCACCUCUGCAUCCCCUUCCCUCCACACCCGCCAGGGCCGCCUCUCCGCCACCUCCUUCCUCCUCUUCCUUGCCCUCACCGUGCUCUUCAUCCUCUCCUCCUGUGAUGGCGGGGAGGUGCUGGACGGGCGGGUGUCGGCCGUCGCCUGCUGCCUACUCUCCCAAACGGCCCGCCAUGAACACACAGUGCUGCCAGGUGCAGAGUAAUUACCCUGUUUUAGGGUAAUUUCGUGGUAACCCUGCUGGUAACCCUAGUAACCCUCCUGGUAACUUUGGUAAACACCCGGGUAACCCAAAUGACGACGUGACGCGCAGAGCUGUCCAUCGUCGGCAGCCCUCCUUUAUCACCAUCUACAAGCAUCUCACAAAUCACCAGCUACGUGCAACUCACAAGUCGCCAGCUUCAAGCACCUCACUCGGCGCCAGCUACAAGCACCUCACAGAAAAGAGUCUCAGAAAAACUACUCGGCAUGGCAGACGCCAUACGGGCUACCAAGACUAGGGAAUCAAAGGCACCUUCUAGUACCAACUCUCUGACUCUUUUUCAACUACUGGAGGAUAGGAUUCUGUUCUUACGGGGAAAAGUUGAUGAGGUAAACAUGGAUUAUAGUUUUCACUCAGUUCACUCUCGGGUAAAGAGGGGGUUGCUCAACAUCGUUGGGUCCGCCUCAAGGUUCCUUUUCGGUACGGCUACCGACGAGGACGUUCGCGAUUUGCGGGACCACUACGCUCAUGUACUUUCCUUUGCUGCUCGAAAUCGCAGGGUGAUCAACGCCAAUUGUAGAAAACUUGCGCAAUUGCAUACUAACAUUGAGGAACUGCUCGAGCAGACAAAUAAGAUGGUAGAGGUUAUCAACAUAGUUGUCAAACAGAUCGACCAGGUGAAUCAGUUUCUCCUCCUAGAUCAGGCCUUGCAUGUAUUGGAAAACGUCAUUAACUCCGUCGCAACGGCUAAUCAGCAGGUUAUUAGCAACAUGGUUGAUGCAGCGCACGGUAGAGUCACACCUGCC
Eriocheir sinensis (Chinese mitten crab) is the source of this 2272-nucleotide messenger RNA. RefSeq lists its product as uncharacterized. Gene Ontology annotation, cellular component: neuron projection membrane. The transcript has 5 exons. The coding region runs from base 645 to 1469 and encodes 274 amino acids. Gene Ontology annotation, biological process: synapse organization. Lineage: Eukaryota; Metazoa; Arthropoda; Malacostraca; Decapoda; Varunidae. The record is from RefSeq and is a predicted model, not a curated record.